This is a messenger RNA of Eutrema salsugineum, 3091 nucleotides long. RefSeq names its product pentatricopeptide repeat-containing protein At5g65560. Gene Ontology annotation, molecular function: protein binding. The record is from RefSeq and is a predicted model, not a curated record. NCBI's taxonomy places the organism in Eukaryota, Viridiplantae, Streptophyta, Magnoliopsida, Brassicales, Brassicaceae.
AUGAUCCGUCGAAUACAAACACGGUUCGACGCGAGCUUGAUUGCUUCAGUAUCAACCCUGGUGAUGAAAUCGUCAACGGAUGUUGUAGUUACUUCUCCUUGCACUUAUUUCGUCCGCCUCCUCACUCGCCGGCCGUUUUGCUCCGUAUCUCCGCUAAUUCGCACUCUACCGGCGGAAGAAUCUGACCCAUCGAGUGUCCCACAACGUCUUCUCUCAAUCAUCUCCAAACCCAAUUGGCAGAGGAAUCCGUCCCUGAAAUCAAUGGUUCCGGCGAUACGCCCUUCUCAUGUCUCAUCACUGUUCUCGCUCGAUCUAGAUCCCAGAACAGCUAUUGAUUUUUCUCAUUGGAUCUCACAGAAUCCGAGAUUCAAGCACAGUGUGUAUUCUUAUGCUUCCCUUCUUACGCUCCUCACCAACAAUGGACAUGUGGGUGGUGUUGUGUUUAAGAUCAGGUCAAUUAUGAUUAAAAGCUGUGAAUCAGUGGGGGACGCUUUGUUUGUUUUGGAUUUUUGUAGGAAGAUGAGUAAAGACGAAAGAUUUGAGCUUAAGUAUAAGCUUGCUGUUGAGUGUUACAACACAUUGUUGAAUUCGUUGGGUAGAUUUGGAUUGGUCGAUGAAAUGGAGAAACUUUUUAUGGAAAUGGUGGAGAAAAAGGUUUAUCCGAAUCUUUACACAUAUAAUAAAAUGGUUGAAGGGUAUUGCAAGGUAGGGAAUGUAGUAGAAGCGAAGCAGUAUGUGAGUAAGAUAGUUGAGGCUGGAUUGGAACCUGAUUUUUUCACAGACACCGCUUUGAUUCUAGGUUAUUGUCGAAGGAAGGAUUUAGAGUCUGCUUUUAAGGUUUUUGAGGAGAUGCCUUUGAAAGGCCUCCGUAGAAAUGAGGUUGCAUACUCUCACCUUAUACAUGGUCUUUGUGUAGCGAGGAGGAUCGGUGAAGCGAUGGACUUGUUUUUGAAAAUGAAGGAAGACGACUGUUAUCCAACAGUUCGUAUUUACACAGUGCUUAUUGAGGCUUUAUGUGGAUCAAAAAGGAAGUCCGAAGCUCUCAACUUGCUAAAGGAGAUGUCACAGAAAGGCAUUAAGCCGAAUAUUCACACUUAUACGGUGCUUAUUCGUAGUGAACAUAAACUCGAUAAAGCAAGAGAGUUGCUUGGUCACAUGCUGGAGAAAGGGUUGAUGCCAAAUGUAGUCGCUUACAAUGCACUGAUUGAUCGGUAUUGUAAGCAGGGGAUGAUGGAAGAUGCGCUAGGCGUUGUGGAGUUGAUGGAAUCACGUAACGUGAGUCCGAAUACACGCACUUACAAUGAAUUGAUACAUGGGUUUUGUAAGAAGAAUGUGCACAGAGCAAUGGGAGUGCUUAAUGAGAUGCUGGAGCGCAGAGUGGUUCCGAGUGUUGUCACUUACAAUUUAUUAAUCGAGGGGCAGUGUAGAUCUGGUAAUAUUGAUAGUGCGUAUAGAUUGCUUAGUUUGAUGAAUGAUAGAGGAUUAGUUCCAGAUCAGCUGACAUAUAAUAGUCUCAUAGAUUCUUUGUGUAAAAGAAAAAGAGUGGAAGAAGCCCGCGAGUUAUUUGAUUCCCUCGAGCAGAAAGGUGUAAGUCCAAAUGUGGUGAUGUACACUGCAUUAAUUGAUGGAUACUGCAAGUCAGAUAAAGUCGAUGAAGCUCAUAUUCUGCUUGAGGAGAUGGUGAGUAAGAAUUGCUUUCCAAAUUCGUUGACUUUUAAUGCCCUGAUUCAUGGGCUAUGUACCAACGGAAAACUGGGAGAAGCGACGUUGUUGGAGGAAAAAAUGGUGAAGAUGGGUCUAGCGCCUACAGUCACUACAGAUACUAUUUUGAUUCAUAGAUUGCUAAAGCAAGGUGAUUUUGAUCAUGCCGAGAGACGUUUUCACCAUAUGUUGAUCUCUGGAACAAAACCUGAUGCGCAUACAUACACAACAUUUAUUCAAAGCUAUUGUAGAGCAGGGAGGCUGCAAGAAGCUGUGGAUAUGAUGGCGAAGAUGAAGGAAGGUGGUGUUUUCCCAGAUUCUAUCACUUAUUCCUCUCUCAUCGAAGGUUAUGGCGAACUAGGGCUGACAGAUGAUGCAUUUGAUGUCCUCAAGCGCAUGCUUGAUGCUGGUUGUGAACCUUCUCAGCAUACGUUCUUGUAUCUGAUCAAACAUCUGGUUGAGAUCAAAAACAGAAAAGAGAAAGGCGGUCCAACAGGACUCUGUCUGAUGUCUAAUAUGAUUGACUUUGAGAUCGUUGUUGAGCUUCUUGAGAAAAUGGUAGAACACGGUGUUACUCCCAACGCAGUAUCCUAUGAAAAGCUGAUCAAAGGUAUCUGCGAGAUUGGGAAUCUAGAAGUUGCAGAAAAGGUGUUUGAUCACAUGCAACAAAAGGAAGGAAUAUCUCCGAGUGAGUCGGUUUUCAAUGCUCUUAUUAGCUGUGGGUGCAAGCUGGAAAACUAUAAGAAAGCAGCAAAGGUUGUAGAUGAUAUGGUUUGUGUUGGUCAUUUACCGGAACUAGAGUCUUGCAAAAUCUUGAUAUGUGGGCUUUAUAAAAAUGGAGAAAAAGAGAGAGGGACUUGUGUUUUCCAGAAUUUGCUUCAAUGUGGUUAUUAUCAUGAUGAAAUAGCUUGGAAGAUCAUUAUUGAUGGUGUCGGGAAGCAGGGACUUGUAGCGGCAUUUUAUGAACUAUUCGAGGUCAUGGAGAAAAAUGGCUGCAAGUUUAGCUCUCAUACAUAUUCACUACUAAUUGAAGGACCUCCUACAUAAAGGGGUUAUUCCCAGAGGCUAAUGCAAAUCGAUGGAAGUUGUUUCUUAAAAAUUGCCUUUUUUGGCCUGGAGAGAAGGCACAGUCCCGUCUCUAACCCAUGGCGGGAGGGGCGGCUGCGUCGAACUGUUAUGUUUUGGCUAGAGAGAGAAGGCCGAUGCUAAGUGAUGCAAUCUUGAUUAACCUGAUGUCGUUUUGAGUAUUUUUCCCAUUUUCCCUUUAAUUCUAUUUAUCUUUUCACACUUCAAUCAGUGUAAAGUAUAUAGAUAGUUAGCUUAGCUUUUCACAGAACUCUAAUUAAUUAAGCAUCCAUAUAAUACAAUGUUGUCAUAAUAAUUUCUAUCC